Molecule: messenger RNA, 3486 nt
Organism: Fusarium poae
Lineage: Eukaryota; Fungi; Ascomycota; Sordariomycetes; Hypocreales; Nectriaceae
Exons: 5
Coding region: 1-3486 (1161 amino acids)
Molecular function (GO): protein binding
Source: RefSeq, a predicted model, not a curated record
AUGGAACUUGAAGAUCUCUUUUACUACGAUCCUUCUUGGCGUAUCAUUGUUUGCAAACAGUGUGGCGUUGUACCGCAAACCAAUAUCGCCCGGCAUAUCCGACGGCACCACAACGCGACGCGUGCCUUUAAGGUUGCUUCCAUCAAGCUAUUUGAGCGAAGUUUGGACCAUCUACCUCUCAUACGAGACGCCGAUGAGAUAUAUAUAAGAAGACAGAUCUGGAACGAGGCCUAUGACAAAGUCAAGGACGACGAACCUGACACUGUCGACGCGUACGAGAAGAUUCUUUCCGCCCAGCUUGCUGCGGGAGACGCAGAUCCUUCGGCCGAUAGGAACCCCAUAAAUAUCAUCGCAGAGAAUGCAGAAGCCAGACAAGCUCAAAUGAAGACGCUGGUCGGACAAGGGCUAGACAAAACCGAGAAAGAGGCAAGGAUGAAGGAGAAAUUCAACGAAGGGCUUCAACCAGUCAACAAUGUCAAAGACUUUGUAUCAAUAGCUAUGAAGAGCGAGCCAACCGCUGCUAUCGCCUGGCUAGGUAUCACGACAUUGAUAGAUCUCGUUGCAAACCCACUCACUGAACCAGGCAUCAACCGCGACGGAGUCAGAUACGUCCUCGAACGAGUUGAAUGGUACUGGGAGUUGGCACAACUCUUGCUCGACCCGGGCAAGGUUGAUGGUUCCAUCAUCAGGUUACAAAGUCUCCUUAGGCGCAACGUCAUCAAACUCUACAAGAAGCUGCUGCUAUAUCAAAUGCAGAGAGACGAUUGGCAGAACAAGGUCGACUCGAUUAAGAAAGCCGAGGCUUCCUUACGAGACGACGUGAAUCAGCACAACUCCGAAGAGCUCAAAUCUCGACUUCGGAGGAUCGACAACACGCUUGGCCGUUUACGCCUAGACGUUAAGGCAGUAGAAUCGGCCGUCCAAGUCCAGACCCAGGUGCUGCGCCAGAUCCAUCACGACGAGAACGACCAGAAAUGCCUCCAAGAUCUACGCAUUGUCGACCCCGAAGCCCAUAAGGAGAACAUCGAGAAGACAAAAGGCGGCCUGCUCAAGGAUGCGUACUACUGGAUUCUCGACCACGACGACUUUCGGCGAUUCCGGAAUGAUCCAGAGAGCCGAUUACUAUGGAUCAAAGGCGACCCGGGAAAGGGGAAGACGAUGCUUCUAUGCGGUAUCAUUAACCACCUCAAGCAGGAGACGUCCCAGGUGUUGUCGUUUUACUUCUGUCAAGCCACACAGAGCGAGCUCAGGAGUGCAGUAUCCGUGCUCCGUGGCCUCUUAUGGCUUCUCUGUGACAGGCAGUCGCAGCUGACUUCAUUCGUCCGAUCUAAGUACGACAACCAAGGCAGCAAGCUCUUUGAAGACGGCUAUGCAUUUGAGUCUCUAAAAAGGAUCUUUCUCGACAUGCUCAAGGACCCUUGCUUGCGAGAGGCUGUCUUCGUUGUUGAUGCUCUAGAUGAGUGCUCAGACGAUAGCAGGAAAGAUCUCAUUGAUUUCAUUCUCGAGGCGUCCCGCCACUCCUCCUCCAAAUGGGUCGUGUCUAGUCGCAACUUGCCGUCAAUUGAGGUGCAGUUUCAAGACUCCGAGAACAUUAGGGUACCGCUUGAGCUGAACAAGGACUCUAUAUCUCAAGCGGUGAUGAUGUUUAUCGAAUACAAGGUUGAACAGCUGGCACGAAAAAAGAUAUACCACCCAAAAACAAAGGACGAUGUGCGCAACAAGCUGCUACUCAAGGCCAACGACACCUUUCUCUGGGUAGCCCUGGUGUGCAAAGAGUUGGCACGUCCCGAGGUCAAAGCCCGGAAUACCAUUGACAAGCUGGAUUCUAUACCCGGAGGACUUAGCGAACUCUACCAGCGCAUGCUGGAACAAGCUUUCAUGUCGGAAGAUGGAGAUAUAUGCCGGAAAAUCCUUGCUACGGAAUGUAUCACUUAUCGCCCCAUUUCAUUGGACGAACUGCGAACUCUUGUGGCAGACACCAAGGACUUCAGUGACAAGGAGUUGAAAGAGGUUAUUGGAGAGUGUGGCUCAUUUCUGACUCUUCAAGAGGACAUUGUCUAUUUCGUGCAUCAAUCGGCCCAGGAUUUCCUUACCGACAGUGCCAAGAGCGAUAUCUUCCCUUCCGGUAUCCAAGAUCAACACUACCUCAUAUUCCGGCGAUCGUUGGACGCUUUGAUGACACUCACUCGCAAUAUUUACAAUCUGGAAUUCUCAGGAGACCUUUGCACCGAGAUUUCGUGCCCGAAGCCUGACCCGUUAUCUCAUCUUCGCUAUUCCUGCCUGCACUGGGUGGACCACCUUGAAGUAAUCAAAGGAAAUAGGAAUCAAUCAGACGAUGAGGCCAUUUCCAGGUUCAUAGGCAAGAGGUUCCUGUAUUGGCUGGAGGCUCUCAGCCUACAAGGCCAAAUGCCGCAAGGAGUAAAAGCAGUACAGACGCUGAAGGGGAUCAUAACCAAUACAGCAGUUCCAGGCCUAGACAGUCUGGUGGAAGAUGCGCGACGAUAUGUGCUUUCUCAUGGAGGCGUGAUUGCGAUUGCUCCGUUACAAGCUUACGCAUCAGCACUCGUUUUCAGCCCUGAGUACAGCCGAAUUAGAGAACUGUUCAAGAAGGAAGUGCCGGAUUGGAUCAUAUCGAAGCCGAAAAUGGAAGCGAACUGGGACGCUUGCCUACAGACAUUAGAGGGCCACGAUGGCUCGGUCAGGUCGGUUGUCUUCUCAGUAGAUGGCCAGCGACUUGCAUCAAGCUCGAACGAUAAGACCGUCAAGAUCUGGGAUAGUCAUUCUGGCGAAUGCCUAAAGACACUCGAAGGCCACGAUGGCUGGGUCAGGUCGGUUGUCUUCUCAGCAGAUGGCCAGCGACUUGCAUCAAGCUCGUACGAUAACACCGUUAAGGUCUGGGAUGUCCAUUCUGGCGAAUGCCUAAAGACACUCGAAGGCCACGAUGACUGGGUCCUGUCGGUUGUCUUCUCAGCAGAUGGCCAGCGACUUGCAUCAAGCUCGGGCGAUAAGACCGUCAAGAUCUGGGAUAGUCAUUCUGGCGAAUGCCUAAAGACACUCGAAGGCCACGAUGGCUGGGUCAGGUCGGUUGUCUUCUCAGCAGAUGGCCAGCGACUUGCAUCAAGCUCGGGCGAUAACACCGUUAAGGUCUGGGAUGUCCAUUCUGGCGAAUGCCUAAAGACGCUCAAGGUUAACCGGGUGCUUACUGUCGAUUCAACGAAUAACCACUGCCUCUAUACCGAAAUGGGGCCCCUGAAACUGAAUCUGCCGCCCCUACCGCUUGCCACCGAUGGCCAGACAAUGCCUGUUUCACGAGGUACUAGCCACUCUGGUUAUGGCAUAAGCACCGAUAAUAUAUGGAUUCUGAAGGAUAGAAAGAGGGUGCUUUGGCUACCUCCGGAAUAUCGAUCGUCAGUAUCGGCUGUAGAAAAAUCAACGGUCGCCAUCGGCUGUCGCUCUGGUCGUGUACUGGUGAUGAAGUUCUCUUAG